AUGGACAAAGCUGUAUACUACCCUCGUUCAAAAGAAAGGCUUUCGCUUCGUCGAAAGAAACUAAGGAAAAAAAUACUGGAAAAACGUAAAUUUAAAGUGACGGAAAGUCAUCACGUUCCGAACAAAGAAACACAAGAGGAGAUAACUGAAGCGGAGGAAACAUCCAUCACGUCUAAACCAGCAAAGAAUGACGAAAAGAAGGCAGUAAUAGAAUCUUCACAAUUUGGCCGUAGUACUAUUGUCGAUAAUUCACAUCUAUUGGCGUCAACCUAUGCUGGUCGGGUACUAUUAGCAGCAAGACCAGAACUAAAACCUUCCUCAAAAGGAAAGAAAACAAUAGUUGUAAAUAAGCCGCCCAUAAUUCCGAAGAAGAAAACAACUACAACAAUUCUAAAUCCAAACCUAUUAAAAGACUAUGGAAAUGAAAAAGAAGCACUUUUAGGCGAAGGGAGAUUCGGCAUUGUUCGACUUAUGCAGUAUAGAUCAACGCUAGUUGCGGUUAAGAUGUCAAAGGAGAGGAAAUACAGUUAUUUGAUUGAAUAUGAAGGGCAAAUUCUUUGUAACUUGGGCGAUCACCCUGGCUUUCCUUAUUGCUAUGGUCUUUGUGAAAAGGAUGGCACUAAAUUACUCGUCAUGGAGUUCUGUAGUGUGAACGGCAAAUCUAUUUCUUUGAAUUAUGCAUUGAAAUCUAAACUGAUAUCAGAUGAAUUUUGGCCAAAGAUUCUGUAUACAUUAGCAGGAUCAAUAGGCUAUAUGCACGCCCAAGGGUACAUUCACUGCGACAUUCAUGGGAACAAUAUAUUGGUGAUGCAGAGAAGUUCAACAUGA
Exaiptasia diaphana is the source of this 828-nucleotide messenger RNA. RefSeq names its product ribosomal protein S6 kinase 2 beta. Gene Ontology annotation, biological process: protein phosphorylation. The record is from RefSeq and is a predicted model, not a curated record. Bases 1 to 828 code for a protein of 275 amino acids. NCBI's taxonomy places the organism in Eukaryota, Metazoa, Cnidaria, Anthozoa, Actiniaria, Aiptasiidae. The transcript has a single exon. Gene Ontology annotation, molecular function: protein kinase activity; ATP binding.